Molecule: messenger RNA, 3894 nt
Organism: Kogia breviceps (pygmy sperm whale)
Lineage: Eukaryota; Metazoa; Chordata; Mammalia; Artiodactyla; Physeteridae
Source: RefSeq, a predicted model, not a curated record
UCGAUGUGUAAAAGUCGCUAAGUUAGUUUCUGGAUUUCUCCCAGAGGAAUUGCUCUGUACGUGGCUAUACAUUCUGUGGGUCCAUGGGAGGAAGGAAGUUCAUGAGGCUUCUAUGUCACCAUCUUGGUCCUUCUUCAUAAUAAGGAAAUUUUUUAAUUAUAGAAAAAUGCAAGGAAGUGCUCAAAAAUUGAUGGGGACUUGCCAAAAGAAACAGGAACCAGCUUGAAAAGUCUCAUGUUGGUCAAAUUUGAGACAAUUUAAGGAUCAAAAUUAGUAAUGACAGUAGUGAAUUACCACAUGAUUAUUUUUAGUUUUUAUUGAUAUAUAUUUGAUGUAUAACAUUGUAUAAAUGUAAGGUGUACAACAUGUUCAUUUUUAAUAAAGAAUCAUGUCCAUAAGUUUACGAAUAAACAAAGAAAAUGGGAGAGAUGGGGGAGCUUUUUUGUAUAGGAAUAUUACAACUAAUAAAUGUAGAAGGAAGGAUAGAAAUAGAAAAUCAUUUACAAUCACCAUUGUAAUAACUGAUUUGGGCAAGAAUCAUCGGUGGAUGUCAGAACCAUUGGUAAAAAGCUGUAGGGAACAAGAUACUUUCAGAACCUCAAAGUAUUAUCCCAUAGAUUACUAUACAUACCUUUACAAUAGAGAAAUUUGGCGAACACUGCCUUACCCAAAUGAUCAAACUUGAUGUCACUACUGAUGGGACAAACUGGCAUACUGUACAUCAUGGUGUGGGGUAUAUAAGGAUACAUUAAUUAUGUAGUAUUUUUCCCCCCAAAUUAAAAAAAAAACAAAAUCUAAUUACAAGGAAACUGAAAUCCAAAGUUUAGGGACAUUCUGCAAAACAGUCUGUUUGGAGUCUUAAAAAAUGUCAAUGUCAUGAAAGAAAAAAAAAGGCUAGAGAACUUUUUAUAUUAAAGGAGACUAGGUAUGAAAUCUAAAUGCAAUGUGUGAUCCUUGAUUGUACCCUGAAUUAAAAAAAUAAGAAACUGUAGAGUUCUCAGAACUCCUGGUAUGAACAUCUUCCCUUGGGUGGAUUCUUGGCUUUUCUCCCAGCAUGGCUCCCAAACACCAGUCUUCACUUCCACCCCAAGCAAAGAAACCGAAGAAACCGAGACUGACUCCUACCUCCAGGCCAGAGGAAACGUCUGCUUCUCCGAACUUGACCAACGAAGAAAAAGAACAGCAAGAAGCAAUUGAACAUAUUGAUGAAGUACAAAAUGAAACAGACAGACUUAAUGAACAAGCCAGUGAGGAGAUUUUGAAAGUAGAACAGAAAUAUAACAAAAUCCGCCAACCAUUUUUUCAGAAGAGUUUGGAAUUGAUGGCCAAAAUCCCAAAUUUGGGGGUAACAUUUGUUAACCAUCCACAAGUGUCUGCACUGCUUGGGGAGGAGGAUGAAGAGGCGCUGCAUUAUUUGACAAGUGAAGCGACAGAAUUUGAAGAUAUUAACUCAGGUUACACAAUAGAUUUUUAUUUUGAUGAAAACCCUUCCUUCGAAAAUAAAGUUCUCUCCAAAGAAUUUCAUCUGAAUGAGAGUGGUGAUCCAUCUUCAAAGUCCACUCAAAUCAAAUGGAAAUCCAGAAAGGAUCUGACAAAACGUUCAAGUCAAACGCAGAAUAAAGCCAGCAGGAAGAGACAGCAUGAGGAACCAGAAAGCUUCUUCACCUGGUUUACUGAUCAUUCUGAUGCAGGCGGAGAUGAGUUAGGAGAGGACAUCAAAGAUGAUGAUAUUUGGCCAAAUCCAUUACAGUACUACUUGGUUCUGGACGUGGUUGAUGAGGAAGGGGAAGAAGAAGAAGAUGAUGAUGAUGAUGACGAAGAGGAAGAAGGAUUGGAAGAUACUGAUGAAGAAGGGGAUGCGGAUGAAGGUGAAGAAGAUGAAGAUGAUGAGGGGGAGGGAGGAGAGGAAGAUGACGAAUGGAACACUGAUGGAUUCCAACCUUCCUUUUUAAAUUUUCUCCUGUCUCUCGGAGCAAGUUGCAGUCUUUUUUUUUUCUCCUCCUCUUGCGUUCAGGCGCCCUGUUUUUGAGGUCUCUUUUCUCCUUUAUACCAUGGCUCACAACUUAUUUUGGGGGAAAAUACCUUGAACAGAAUUCAGUGGGAAAAGAAUCUCUACCCCUUUCUGUUCCAAAUUCAUUUUUAUCCUUUCCUGUCUCAACAAAGACUUUAUGGAAUCAACACCACCAUGCUCUGUGGGAAAAAAGAAAACCUUCUGCUCCCUUAGCUCUGCUGGAAGCUGGAGGGUGCUAGGCCCCUGUGUAGUAGUACAUAGAAUUCUAGCUUUUUUCCUCCUUUCUCUGUGUAUUGGGCUCAGAGAUUACACUGUGUCUCUAUGUGAAUAUGGACAGUUAGCGUUUACCAACAUGUAUCUGUCUACUUUCUCUUGUUUAAAACAAGAAAAAAAAACUUUAAAAAAUGGGGUUAUAGAAGGUCAGCAAAGGGUGGGUUUGAGAUGUUUGGGUGGGUUAAGUGGGCAUUUUGACAACAUGGCUUCUCCUUUGGCAUGUUUAAUUGUGGUGUUUAACGGACAUCCUUGCAAUUUAGGAUGACACUUUUAAAAUAAAAUUCUCUCCUAAUGAUGACUUGAGCCCUGCCACUCGAUGGGAGAAUCAGCAGAACCUAUAGGAUCUUAUUUGCAAUUGACAUUCUCUAUUGUAAUUUUGUUCCUGUUUAUUUUUAAAUUUUUCUUUUUGUUUCACUGGAAAGGAAAGAUGACGUUCAGUUUUAAACGUUAAAAAAGUGUACAAGUUGCUUUGUCACAAUAAAACUAAAUGUGUACACACACACCAAAAAAAAAGAAACUGUAAAGGAUAUUAUUGGGACAAUUGAGGAAAUUUAAAUAAUGGGCCGAUUGUAAUUGUAUUUAUGUUAAGUUUCCUUAGAGUGAAUAGUAUAUAGUAGUUGCAUGUAAGGAUAGCUUUGUUCCUAGGAAAUACCUGCUGAAUGUUUAGGUGUGAAGGGUCACAAUAGCUUCAAGUAACUGUUUAAUGGACUGGGGAAAAACAGAUAGAUAGAUAGAUAGAUAGAUAGAUAGGCAGAUGGAAGAGGGAGGGAGAGAGAGAAUGUAGCAAAACAUCAACAAAUGAUAAGCCUAAAUGAAGGGUAGAGGGUGUUUAUUUACUUAUUUUUUUUUGGCUGCAUCAUGCAACUUGCAGUUUCCCUGACCAGGGAUUGAACCCGUGCAUGCAUUGGCAGGCGGAUUCUUAACCACUGUGCCACCAGGGAAGUCCCUCCACUACUGUUAAUUGAGUCAAGGGUAGGGCAUCUUACCCACAAACAUCUAAUCUAUAGAUUGGCAGAGGGGUUCAUGAGAUGGACUGUCUUAAGGAAAUAGAUCCUCUCUUUGGGGAAUUUAGAUCUCAAGACAUGAAGAGUUGAACAGCUAUAGCAAGAUUAGAAAUUAUACAUUAAAGCAAAGCAGGGAUGCACCUGAAACAAGAGUACCAAGGUGGCAGAGUCCUGGGAUAAGAAUUGAUCAAAAACUUACUAAUGCUGAGGGAGUGACAGCUAAGUCUACACUGGGUCCUAAGGGCCACCCAGUUCCUGAGCUACGUUCCACUCUCUGUGAGACCUACAUAUUCAGCCCUUCUUGUAGUGACAAGAAGGGUUCCUGAACUUCCAUGGAGCCCAACUGUGUGUCUGAGGUUACUGUUUGUCUAUGUAUCCUUAAAAUGUACCUCCAGGUUUCAGUUAGGGUGGUUCCAGUUCAAGUAGUGGGAAUCCUAACUCAGUCUACCUUAAACAGUAAGGAAAUACAUCUCAAAUAACAGGAGUUUCAAAGGUAGUGAGUUCUAUAAACAGCACUAUCAGGGCUGAAGCUCCAUAUCUCUCAGUUCUGAGCUUCCCCCUCUGUUGGCUUUGUCAUCAAAGCCCCCAGUUGGCUGUAAACAGCAG